UCACAAUCAGAGCAAAUCAUUUAAUAGCAAGAUGUCGUUUUUUAAAAAAGUAUAACACGAAAUCUAGAGGUAACACGAAUGUCUGAGCGAUUCGCAACACAGAAACAAUGAGAUUCCGUUGCCCUUGUUGCCGGCGCCAAAUUAUGCCGUUGGAGGAAAGCUUCGAGCAAGACCCGGAGACGGGAACCGCUUAUCCUGAAAACACCGGCCAGUUCAUCUCGAUUGCCGUGGGUCGCGGGAAUACGGACGAGACGACGGCGGAAAUGCAGGAGGUUAUUAUCGAUGAUGGCGAAAGGUUUUCUGUGAAAGAUGAAACGUUCUCUGAGAUCUCAGCACAUACUGGCAUUCUUCCUUCGGCCUUGCAACUGCUGAUUCUGUCAUGGCUACAGCCUAUGGACAACAAGGCAAACACGAAGCUUUUUGGAAGCGCUAAGGCUGUGAAACGCGAGCAGACGAGACACAAAGCCGCUGGUUGGAUCAUCCAUCCUUGCAGUGCGUUUAGAUUAUAUUGGAAUAUGUUAAUGAUGUUAUUACUCGUUGUCAAUAUGUAUGCGUUACCGGUCGCAAUCACCUUUUUUACCGACGCUUUACCGUUGUCCUGGAUAAUCCUUAAUAUCCUGUCAGAUGUAUUCUUUAUGACUGACCUUAUCAUUAACUUUCGAACUGGAAUUAUGGUGACCGACAUGAGCUACAAGUUCAUUUUGGAACCAAAGAAGAUUGCUGUGAGAUAUCUUCGAACGUGGUUUUUGGUCGAUCUUAUCUCCUCCUUACCGCUGGACUAUAUCAUCUCUGCCAUCACUCGUCAUAAAGACUCCGAGUUAGUCGGAGCAUCGCGGGCUCUCAGAGUGCUAAGACUUGCUAAACUUUUGAGCCUGCUGCGUUUAUUGCGGGUUUCCAGGCUUGUACGUUACGUAAGCCAGUAUGAAGUGAUUUUUAACUGGACAAAAUCGUUUAUAAAAUUCAUCAAUCUCAUCGCCGUGAUGUCGUUAGUAACCCACUGGAAUGCAUGUCUACAGUACCUCGUACCAUCCUUGACUGAUUUCGAUAGCAGUUCCUGGGUUGAGAUUCAUCAUCUUCAAAACGAGCAAUGGUCCACGAAAUACGUUUGGUCCUUGUUUAAAGCCAUGUCUCAUAUGUUGUGCAUCGGUUAUGGUCGCUUUCCUCCGCAAAAUAUUCAAGAGGUUGUUGUCACCUGCUUCAGCAUGGCCACUGGAGCGACCUGUUAUGGGAUAUUCAUUGCUUACUGUAUCUCCACCAUCCAACAGACUGACUCAUCACGUAGGCAGUACUAUGAGAGGGUUCAACAAAUUGCGGAGUACAUGUCUUAUCGCAAAUUACCCACGACGAUACGAGAAAAAGUUUUGAAGUAUUUUGAUCAUCGCUACAAGGGAAAGUUCUUCGACGAACGGGCGAUAUUGGGAGAAGUUUCUUCACCAUUGAGAAAUGAGAUAAUCAGUCACAACUGCAGUGAUCUCGUAAGUGCUGUGCCGUUCUUUAGCGAGGCGGAUCCAGUCUUCGUCUCCGCCAUUAUAACGAAGCUACGUUUCGAAGUAUUUCUUGAAGGGGACAUAAUCAUACGGGAGGGAACUAUAGGGACGGAGAUGUACUUUUUGCGGGAAGGCAGUGUUGAAAUAAGAACAAACGACGACCUCCAAAAUGUCCUGAAUGAUGGCUCGUAUUUCGGAGAAAUUUGUCUCCUCACAAACGCUCGACGGAUUGCGAGUGUCAUAGCCACAUCCACCUGCGACACUUUCGUUCUCAGCACGAGUGACUUCCACGAAGUGUUAGAAGACUUCCCGGAGAUGCGGGAGAAAAUGGAAAAGGUGGCCGAGGAACGCCUGAACUUUAUCAAAAGGCAGCGCAAUCGCCGUGCGUCGAUGCAUCCGCAACCAAAUGGCACCCCUGCGACCGCUAAUCACCCAGAGGUGUAGCAUGCGGGCUUGCAUAAUUGUGUCGGCAAAAAAAGAGCUAGUCGGUCCAUAGAUAGAACGGGCGUAGUACAUGUAAAUAAGUUAAGAACUAUUAAAAAUGUCCAAACCUUUCU
Molecule: messenger RNA, 2044 nt
Organism: Dendronephthya gigantea
Lineage: Eukaryota; Metazoa; Cnidaria; Anthozoa; Malacalcyonacea; Nephtheidae
Product: potassium/sodium hyperpolarization-activated cyclic nucleotide-gated channel 2-like
Exons: 9
Coding region: 108-1931 (607 amino acids)
Biological process (GO): transmembrane transport; monoatomic ion transport
Cellular component (GO): membrane
Molecular function (GO): monoatomic ion channel activity
Source: RefSeq, a predicted model, not a curated record